Phascolarctos cinereus (koala) is the source of this 3799-nucleotide messenger RNA. The record is from RefSeq and is a predicted model, not a curated record. Lineage: Eukaryota; Metazoa; Chordata; Mammalia; Diprotodontia; Phascolarctidae.
CGGCCGGAUGUGCCCAGACGGGAGCUCCGGGCGGCCCCUCCCCUCAUCGUUCCCACCCCCCACGCGUCCUGCAGAGCUGCUUCCGGCUCUCGUCAGCCUCAGCCCUCAGGGCCUCGCUAACGGUCCUCGGGGUCGGUUGCUUCCGAGUGGGGGGGAAGCAGUGACAUUCGAGGAUGUGGCUCUGCAUUUCACAAGGAAGGAAUGGACACAUCUGGACCCCAGUCAGAAGGCUCUCUACAGGGAUGUGAUGCUGGAGAAUUAUGGGAACAUGGUCUGGCUGGGAUUUCCAGUUUCCAAACCUGACCUGAUUCACCAGCUGGAGCAAGGAGAAGAGCUAUGGGCCUUGGAUCUGCAAGGAUCUGAGGAUAGAGAGGAGACCCUGAGAACCUCCUGUACAGACUAUGAAAGAGAAACUGAGAAUAUGUGGUCAUAUGGAAAAGAGGAAGCUUCAGAAGAUGUACAAUUGCACAGUCUAUUGCGUGGAAGGAUGGCAGAAUUAUUCUUAAUGGAUGUUCCUCAGAAACAUAAUUUUGGAGAGAUUUGUGGAUCUGACAGGUUAGGAAAUCAUCAGGGAAACUCUGCUAGGAUGAUUCUGAGGGAAUCCCUUUCCCAAAAAAAGCAGUUCAGACCAGUAAAUAUGAUCCGCAAGAAAACGGCUAAUGGAGAGAGAGCCCAGGAAUACAAAGAAUUUGCGAGAAACUCUGGCCUAACUCCAAACCAUAUCCCACAUCAGAGAGAUGUUAUAGGAGAAAGAGCCCAUAAAUGUUAUGCUUGUGCCAAAAGCUUCAAGUAUAAUUCUGACCUUGUUCUACAUCAGAGAAUUCAUACUGGUGAGAAACCCUAUAGAUGUGAUGUUUGUGGGAAAGGUUUCAGUCGGAGCUCACAACUUAUUCGACAUCAGAGGACUCACACUGGAGAGAAACCCUAUAAAUGUACUGAAUGUUGGAAAGCCUUUAGUCAAAGUUCAACUCUUAUUCGACAUCAACGAAUUCAUACAGGUGAGAAACCUUAUACAUGUAAUGAAUGUGGGAAAGGCUUCAGUUGGAGCUCAAGACUUAAUCAACAUCAGAGCAUUCAUACUAGAGAAAAUCUCUAUGGGUGUGAUGAAUGUGGGAAAGCUUUCAGUCGGAGCUCACAUCUUAUUCAACACCAGAGAAUUCACACUGGAGAGAAACCUUAUGAAUGUAAUGAAUGUGGUAGAGCCUUUAGUCGGAGCUCACACCUAAUCCAACACCAGAGAAUUCACACUGGUGAGAAGCCCUAUAAUUGUAAAGAAUGUAGUAAAGCCUUUAGUCAGAGAGCCAACCUUAUCAAACAUCAGAUAAUUCACACUGGAGAAAAGCCUUAUAGAUGUAAUGAAUGUUGGAAAAGCUUUAGUCAGAGCUCACAUCUUAUUCAACAUCAGAGAACUCAUACUGGAGAGAAGCCCUAUGAAUGUAAAGAGUGUGGUAAAAGCUUCAUUCAGAGCUCACAGCUUAUUCAACAUCAGAGAAUUCAUACUGGAGAGAAACCCUAUGGAUGUAAAGAAUGUGGGAAAGGCUUUAGUUCAAGUUCCCACCUUAUUCAGCAUAGAAGAAUCCAUACUGGAGAAAGACCCUAUGGAUGUGAUGAAUGUGGAAAAGCCUUCAAUCAAAGUUCACACCUUAUUCUACAUCAGAGAACUCACACAGGAGAGAAACCCUAUGAAUGUAUGGAAUGUGGGAAAUGCUUCAGUUGUAGCUCACACCUUGCUCAACAUCAGAGAAUUCAUACUGGAGAAAAACCUUUUGAAUGUAAUGAAUGUGGUAAAGCUUUUUGUCUGAACUCACAACUUAUGCGACAUCAGAGAACUCACACAGUAGGAGAAAAACUCUAUAAAUGUAAUGAAUGUAACAGAGCCUUCAGUCAGAGUUCACACCUUAUUCAGCAUCAGAGAAUCCAUACAGGAGAGAAACUCUAUAGGUGUGUUCAGUGUGGGAAAGCUUUCAGUAGAAGUUCAAACCUUAUUCGGCACCAGACAACCCAUACUAGAGAGAAACCUUUUAAAUGUCAACAGUGUGGAAAAACUUUUAUUCACAGCUCACAAUUCAGUAAGCAUCAGAGAUUUCACACAAAAUAAUUGUCCCUGGAGAAGAACUUGUAAAUGCAAUUGAAGAAAUUCUGUCAAAGGUCUGCUUUUAUUCAACAGGAGAUAAUUCGUAUUAAUCCUUGGCAAGUCACUUGAGCCCCAAUUUCCUUACCUGUAAAGUGGGGCUUGAAUUACUGACCUCACAGAGUUGUGAAGAAAGCACUUUGAAAAUAUUAAAGCACUAUUUCAGUGUACUUUCUAUAGGAAAGAAAGCCUGUGAACAUUAACAGAUGUGGCAGAUCCUUCGGUGUCUGCUCAAGCCUUUAUUCAGUAUUUACAUCAGAAAGUUAGUCAUGAUGUAAUGAAAAAGGGAACACAUCAGUCAGUAUUGGUUAUCUAGGAUUGUAAAAUUAUAAGAUCUUAUAUUUAGAGCUGGAAGACAUAUCAAAGGUCAUCAAGCCUCUCACUUUACAGAAAAGGAAACUGAGACCCAAAGAGAUUAUUUGCCCAGGAUCAUGUGGGUAGCAAAAGACAGAGCUAGGCUUUGAACCCAGAUUUCCUUGACUCAUAAUCCAGCAUUCUUUCUGAUGCAUCAAACAUCCUCAUAGAAUCUUUGAAAUCGAAUGCCUCAGAGCUCUUCUAAUCCAAGUUUUACUGGUGAGGAAACUGAAGCCCACUGAGGUUAAGUGAGUUGCCAGAAGUCACCCAUCUGGUGAGUGGCAGAGCCAGGACUAGGUCUCAGUUCUUUUAAUUUAUAAUAUAGUGUUCUUUCCAUUAUACUGUGUUGCCUCCAAGAAUUUAGAAUUUGUUGAAAUAAAAUCACUAAAUCACCAGCACCCUAGAUAGCCUUACAGGCCGUAGAAAAAAAAAUUUUUGAACAUUCUUUUUUUUUAAUUCAUUUUGUUUUUUCUGCUUUUCAAAGGCUAUUCAUAUUAUUUUUAUUUUGCCCAAGGUCUGAAAUCUCUAGAGAAUAAAGGAAUAAACUAAUGAUGUUUCCCAUGACCACAGUAGCACAGAGGGAAUACUUUUUCUCUUCUGUUACUCUUUAAAGAAAACUAAUUUGUUCUUCCUACUAUUCCCACUUCCCUCAGCAGCAAAUUUUAAAAAUAAUAAGUUCCCAAUACAUAUAUGUAUAUACAUAUACAUCUAUACACAUCUAUAGCUAUGUAUGUGCAUAUAUAAAUGCAUGCACAUUCCAGCAAAAUGAAUUUCCACAUUGGCUGUGUUGUAAAAAUGUUUAUCUCUUUCUUCGUUUUAAGUUAAUCACUCCUUCUGGAAGCAAAUGAGUUACAUGUUUCAUCUUUGUUCUUUUGGAUUCAGUUUAGCAUUGUGUUCAUCAGAGUUCUGAAGUCUUUUAAAAUAGUUUUUCUUUAGUAUUAUCAUUGUAUAGAGUAUUCAGCACCCUCACUUUACAAAUGAAGACACUGAGCCUCAGAGAGACAAUGGGACUUACUCCAAAGUAAAUAUAGGAUCUUAAAUUUAGAGUUGGAAGGGAUCUUAGAGCCCAUCUAGUUCAAUCACUCAUUAUAAAUGAGGAAUUGAAGCCCAGAGAGGUUAACUAUCUUGUCCAAGACUAUGUGUGAUGUAGUCACAAAGAUUUUCCCCAAAAUGUCACGCUGCCUCCUCCAGAGCCAUUUCCACACUAUCCACCGAACUCCUAGAGUUGACCCCACAAGUGAUCCCACAUUCUUUCAUUCAUUCAAGAAAUAUUUAUUAAGAAUCAAUCAAUAUUUAUUAAUUUUUUAAAUUUAA